AUGACCACCAUAUCGACGGCCGCGGCUGCUGCUACCGCCAGCGCCCUGACGCCUCCCAGCAGUAGCCAUGGAGAGUCGCCGCGAUGGGAUUAUCCCAAUGACGACCAGUUUGAGAACACAACCGACGAUCCGGCCCGCGCCGCCUCGCGCCUCCACCAGGCACAAGGGAGCCCUGUUUUGUCGCAAAACGGCCUCUCUUCUCACCCAGUCAAGAGCCACGGCCUGGACUCGGCUGUUCGCCGAAUGCACUCGGUAGACAAUCUGUCGGCCGCGCGCCGGGACAAGUCUGUGGGCGAGCGCGUCUUGUCCCCCCCCUUGACCGUCGACCACAGAACGGGACGUGCAAGCCCUUCCGACUGGCCUGUGCACAAUCAGCAGCCAGCCGGCGAUAACCGCAAACGACCGAAACACCAGGCUCCGGGCCUGGAUGUGAUGCACGGCCAAACCGAGGACUCAAAGUGGAUACACAGGGACAAGCUGGCAAAAAUCGAGAAUGAGGAGCUUCAGGCGGCUGGCAUCUUCGUCCCGAGAGCGCGGGCUCCCAGCAAACAGCGGCGGGACCGGAGUCAAAACCGGCUUGCUCGAGGCGUCGAAUCGGCUGACUUUACUCACGCUCAAUCCAAGAAGAACUCGGCGGCCACCAUGGAGCCCAUGUCUCCGUCCGAAGACCAGUCAGCCCCCCAGUGGGAUCUGCGGACUCCGGAAGAGAUUGCACAGGACGAGGCGACCGCCUACUUUACCUCCAAUGGUGCCAAGGGCGGUUCUCGCAUCCCAGUCGCCAAAAUCAGCCCGGCACCGAUACCGCUCGACUACUUGGAGCGCGGAUCUCAAGCCGCGCGAAAACUCGCCGAGAUGGACACGCUAUCGUACGCGAAGCCCCGAUCUCGCAGCGCCAGCCUGUCCGUUGGCGAGCAAAUCAGUAGUACUGGGGCUGGCGGAAGGCGGUCUGUCACGGAUACCUCUCCAAAGAAGAACGCGCCGCGCAAGCUAUCCGUCACAUCCAAGAGCAGCGUCUCAACGAGACCCAAGACGCGGUCGGGGCCGAAUAGGGACUCUCCCGUCAAUAGGCCAUCCACCAGAACCAGCGAAAAUGCCACGGCGAACAGGGCGCCGGACGGCGAUCCGCCGUGGAUGGUCAACUCGUACAAGCCCGACCCGCGUUUGCCCCCCGACCAGCAACUGCUUCCUACCGUCGCGCGGCGACUUCAGCAAGAGAAGUGGGAGAAGGAGGGCAAGUUUGGCGACGCAUACGACACCGAAUUUCGGCCUUUAAACGACAAGGAGCUCCUCAGGCCAACUCUGCCGCCUCUGGAAACAGGCGAGAGCAGCAACAACGGCGACGGCGACGGCGACGGCGACGAUAACAACAAGGUGCAAGAGGAGGGGGAUCAGCAGCAGGCGGAUGAAUGGCCGCUUAAGCAGAGCGCAGCCAUGCCAACCAGCCCAAUCGCGAGCCCGCGAACACCCAUCACGCAGCAGCCACUACCCGGGCCCGGGCCGCAGACCCAGGAAGUCAAAAAGGUGCCUGAGCCCGUCGACUUUAGCAAAGAGAAAGGAGCCUGUGGGUGCUGUGUCGUUAUGUGA
Messenger RNA from Hirsutella rhossiliensis, 1584 nucleotides. Its product is annotated as putative TeaA receptor TeaR. The coding region runs from base 1 to 1584 and encodes 527 amino acids. The record is from RefSeq and is a predicted model, not a curated record. Lineage: Eukaryota; Fungi; Ascomycota; Sordariomycetes; Hypocreales; Ophiocordycipitaceae. The transcript has 3 exons.